AUACCGGCUGAAGUUGUAAACACACAAAAUGUCAAGCGCCGGUGAUUGGGGCCAGUUUCAGCAGUUGCAGGACCGUUUUUCGGACCUGAUUCAGAGCAAGUGGACCAGUGGUGGUUCGAACAACAAGAUCCGCGAUGUGGCAGACUCAAAGCGGGACCUUUUGUUCGUGUGGAACCCCAAGGACUGCAAUAUUAUUGUGGCGAAUGUCGCGUUGGUGGUCAGCACUCCGGUUGGAGGGAAAACGCAUCAGAUUCUUGAGUUGACCUCCAUUCCUGACUUCACGGUCGACCGCCUGCUUGUGAACGACACCUGCACCUACCUUGCCCUGGUGGGUUCCCGAAUGGUGUUUAUUGUCAACCUGCCUGGACGCUGGGGCACCUCGGGACUGUUCAACGCAGGGAAUGACUCUGUCCUCUGCAGGAGCCACUCGGUGGACACGUCCUUCUUCAUCAGGUCGCAAUCGCUCGAGAUCAGGGACUUCCACUGGUGUCCAUCCCCUCUGCCAGACCAGCUCUUUGUCAUACUGGCUUCAAACAACACCUUGAGAUUGUACCGAGCCGCAUCCCCGGACUCGGUGCUGCAGAAGUGGCGCGUGGGUCGCACUCCAUUGAAUCCACAGUCGAACAAGCACCUGCCGCUGCUAACCUGCCUUGGAGAAACGGCCGUUUCAUUUGACUUUCUGCCACAAAUGCCCCUUAGCUCCCUGAGCUCAGGGGGCGGAAAAGUCAUAAAAGCAGAGAAAUCUCCGCUCUUCUCAGGCACAAGCACUCCCAUACCCAAGCAAUUCUCGAUAGAUGGAGACAACGAACAGAAUUCAGAAGACCUCGUUCGGCCGAUCGCUGUACUCUUUGGAAACGGGGACGUUUUCAUUGUUGUCCCGCCAAACUAUAGUACUGAAACCCCAUCUGGUCUGAGCGCCAAGUUGUUUGGUCCUCUCAGGAUCCACCCGUCCACCCCUGACAAUUACGGGACGGAGUCCUGCUCAUUACUCUGUCUUCCAUGCCAGCCGCCCGUGUUGGUGAUCGCUUCUUCCAGCGGUGGAGUCAUCUACCACUCGAUCCUCCUGCAGAAACAUCAGGAUGGCUCUGAGUGCUGCGACGACGACGACGAAAUUCAAUCUAGCUGUUAUGAGCCUGGUGGAGAGGAUUUGGGCAUCAGUGAAUGCCAAAAGGCGCUGUAUGUUAUGGAAAAGGUCGCCCUUGAACUUGGACUGCUGAGCACAGAGCAAGAAGAGGAGCAGGCUGAAGACUCUCCUUUCCAAUGUAGAAUCCACCUUUCCAAGGAUCCAAUCUCACCAGCACGAUACUUCUGCUCCCACGAAGCUGGUGUGAACAUCAUCUGUGCCCCACUGGUGACCGAAAUACUGAGAUUGUCUGCCAAAAAGGCUUCAGUCGAAUCUGUGCUUGACAUUCUGUCUACCAAUGGAUUGGAAAGCGUGGAGCAGUAUCUCUUGUGCACCCAGGCGUCUAACCAGAGCAGCAGCCAGCGCGUACAGGGCCUGACGGUUCUCAGCUCACAAUCAAUGGCCCUGUGCAUCGUUCCGAGCGGCAGGUGCGCCCUGCUUCCUCUGCCCCUGGCCCUCUUGCAGCCAAACUCAGCUGUCAAAGAUCUGAGUGACGACAAAAGCAAGACUCAGGAGGAUCUUGCAAGCAACGCGUUCCUCGACCAAAUCAAGCGCACUUUGUCGCACUCCUCAUCUCAACCCCUUGUCAUGCUGCCGCCAGGAUCAACGCCCUCUCAUAAAGAGCUCUUGGAGAUCUUGAAAAGGAGCACACAAACUUUGAGGACUGAGUACUUGGCCAAACACGUGAUUGUUCGGGAGGGUUUGAAGCGCAAGGUAACCAUUUUGAGUAACACUGUGAACGUGAGGAAGAUGCAGGUCAUGAAAUGCGAGGAUCAAACCAAAGAGCUGGCAGCUGCGAUGGAAAUUACGCAGGGAACUCUCGCAAAGAAAAUCAACAGGAUGAAUGGAUUUCUCAAAAGGUUGCAACUACUGCACACCCAGCUGAGUUUAGCCGAGCCUGAGACUUCUGUCGCUGAGCAAAAGUUGAGAGAGUUUGUGGAAGAGAGCAGCUCCAAAAUGAACAACUAUCAAACCACGCUCAAGUCUCUCAACUCCAGGGUGGAGUGCAUUCGAAAGGAGGAUGCUAAAAAAAGGGAAAAGAAAGAGAACCUUUAUCUCGCAGAGGAGCAAGACAAGACCAUCAGGGCUGCUCUGGCUGAAAACGCUAAGGAACUGACCCGGAUGAAAGUUAGAUUGGAGAGCAUUCUGAGAGCUGUCAACUUGUCAGCAAACUCGUCAGUUGCAUGCUAAAAUGAACAUUUGUUCAAUUGAUUUGUAAUGAAGAUGCACACAUUAAAUUUUCAAGUAUUUGUUCCAA
Molecule: messenger RNA, 2381 nt
Organism: Cloeon dipterum
Lineage: Eukaryota; Metazoa; Arthropoda; Insecta; Ephemeroptera; Baetidae
Gene: mbo
Product: Nuclear pore complex protein Nup88
Exons: 15
Coding region: 29-2314 (761 amino acids)
Biological process (GO): protein import into nucleus; mRNA export from nucleus; ribosomal small subunit export from nucleus
Cellular component (GO): nuclear pore
Molecular function (GO): structural constituent of nuclear pore
Source: RefSeq, a predicted model, not a curated record